Tilletiopsis washingtonensis is the source of this 1181-nucleotide messenger RNA. Its product is annotated as S-adenosyl-L-methionine-dependent methyltransferase. The coding region runs from base 220 to 1143 and encodes 307 amino acids. Lineage: Eukaryota; Fungi; Basidiomycota; Exobasidiomycetes; Entylomatales. Gene Ontology annotation, molecular function: S-adenosylmethionine-dependent methyltransferase activity. The record is from RefSeq and is a predicted model, not a curated record. The transcript is spliced from 5 exons.
UGCUACGCCCGCAUAUGGGCGCAAUGAACCCGGCGAUGGCACGGAUACACGGGCCGGAUGCUCAGCCCCGAGCAGGCACGGGCCUGACCGUCGCGGGCAGCAGCAGCGGCGAGAAGAGGUACUUAAGGCGACCCACCUGCGCUCUCGCCGUCCGUGCCCGCUAUCUCUCGCCUCAGCCAAGCCCAGCCCAACCCGUCCAAGACUUCUCCUCCAGCCAACAUGCCGUCCGCCGCCGACACAUACUACUCUGCCGAGGCGUGGAACACGCACGCGCCCGACUACCAGCACCGCUUCUCGCUCGGCCCGCUCUCGCUCGUCGCCGAGCACAUCUUCCCCAAGCUCGACGCCGCGCUCGAGCAGGCCAGCGAGGCCGAGGCGCUGCGCGUCUUCAUCGGCGCCGGCGGCGACGGCGCCGAGGUGGCGCUCAUCGCCAUGCACUACGCCGCCGGCUCGGGCCGCGAGCACCUCGGCAAGAAGCUGCAGAUCGUCUCGACGGACUUUGCGUCGGCCAUGACGGAGAAGGCCACCAAGGCGCUGCAGGAGCGUGCGCCGGCCAUCGCUGCCAGCGGCCAAAUCAAGUUCAUCACUGCCGACGUGCAGGCCCUCGGCCCGGACUUCGCCGACGAGUCAUUCCACCUCUCGCUCUUCACCUUCGGCCCGGCAUACGUCAAGGACCCGGAGGCUGCCUUUAAGGAGAUCCGCCGCAUCACCAAGCCAGGCGGCCGCAUCAUCACGCUGAGCUGGAAGACGAUGAGCCUCAUCGACGAUGCCGACCGCGCGCGCCGCAUGAUCCUCGGGGAGGACACGCCGUCGGUGUACGGCACGCUCGUGGGCAAGUGGGGCGACGAGGCGCACAACAAGGCCGUGCUCGCGGCCGCCGGCUUCGCCGAGAUCGAGGCCAAGACGUUCGAGAUCACGCUCGAGGGCACGGACCUCGUGGAGGACUCGCUCGAGGGCCUCGAGGCGGCACAGCGGAGCGCCGACAGCUCGCCGGCCAUCGCAGUGCUCACCGACGGCCUGACGGCGGAGCAGCGCAUCCAGCUCAAGGUCGCGAGACAGAAGAAGCUCCAGGAGAACAACGUCACGCUGGCGACGGCCAAGGUCACGGGCACCCUCGUCGUGGCUCACGGCAUCGCCGCUUGAGCCAAACGCGCUGUGCAGCUCUGUACUGUUAUGCUCAU